AUGCAAGGUGUUAAAAUACAAAACGAUCUGUUUUCUCCCAGCAAUAUGAAGUAUGUGGCUGUCAAUAGCUUUGCUCCGAACCCAAACCAGAAGAACUUCAUAAACAGCGUGCAGAACGUUCGCAACACACUCGGUUGCUUAGAGCGCAGCCUGCUGAAGUCCAACGAAUAUGAACAACAACUGUUGCAGUGCAGGGGCUCGCAUUCCCACUCGCAUGCCCCCUCCCACGACGUUAACCAGUGGUGGGAGAGCGAGCAUUCCGAGGAGAAGAGCUUUAAGUGUUCUAAUACCACCUCAGGUACAAUUAACAGCAAGUCUUCGGCGCGUCAAGAGGAUUACACAGACACGUGGUCCUCAAUGAGCAUCGUUUGUCUACAAUACCACUACGAAGAGCUAUCUAAACGUUACAAAGCUCUAAUAGAAGCUUACAAUGAACAAAGACAAGCGAUUAGUUUGCGGGAUAAACGCUUGGAGGCGCUGCGAGAGCGAGCAAACACGACGCAAGCGCACCUCCAGCAUGCGCACGAGACGCUCAUCGCCGUCGGAGAAAAGUUUCUGGCGCUUAAACGCAAGAGGAAUGAGGACAAGACCCGGUUCGAAGAGCAGUUGGCGGCCAUGAAGGAAGCUCUCCAUGACAUGAUGGAAACCACGACAAACGCACGAAUGAAGUUUGAUGACAGAUUGGCAGAAUAUAUGGCGAACGAAGAAGACUCUGAUGCGGCUUUGCUACUUUAUGAAAUACGCAAAUGCAAUCUAUUAUUUCUGGAGAAUAUGCGACUUAAGGCCAUAAUUGAAGAAUACAUUCCAGGACAGAUUAAUUGGAAAACUGCAUAAUUUUGUACAUAAGCUUUUGACUUACCUAUACCUAUGUUAUAGUGGUAACUUCUUUAGAUAAUAAACGAGUCCCUUCAUUAUUUCAA
This is a messenger RNA of Helicoverpa zea (corn earworm), 920 nucleotides long. RefSeq lists its product as uncharacterized. NCBI's taxonomy places the organism in Eukaryota, Metazoa, Arthropoda, Insecta, Lepidoptera, Noctuidae. Bases 1 to 834 code for a protein of 277 amino acids. The record is from RefSeq and is a predicted model, not a curated record. The transcript is spliced from 6 exons.